Messenger RNA from Aegilops tauschii subsp. strangulata, 2910 nucleotides. NCBI's taxonomy places the organism in Eukaryota, Viridiplantae, Streptophyta, Magnoliopsida, Poales, Poaceae. The record is from RefSeq and is a predicted model, not a curated record.
AACAGCAUGCCACUUGUACAAGGCUGGGACCAGCAAGUUUAUAUUGGAAUGCAGUACCUGAGAAAAUAUGCUGUAUAUUGGAAAUGAUAAGAUCAAGAAGAGUUGGCGGUACUCAUCUUUCAGACCGAUCCAAGGUGAUCCUUAGACCAGACUUUUAUUACACCCACACAGCGACGGGGCUCAGUACACUGUGCGCAGUUGGCGUCGUCAUGGUAGCUGCGUCCUUGUUGACUUGGACUGAUUGGCUGACUCCAUCGGCCGUUUCCUGCAUUUUUCUCCCGAGGACAGCAGGCCUGUGGCUCACCUUCAUUCUGAGGAUUCCUGAUCCAUGUUCCAAGAUACACGUCGCCGUCUUCCUGCGGACUAGCCGCCGCCCGCCGGCCGGCGGUCGGUCAUCGGUUCACACUGCUGCGUCCGAGUCAGAUAAUUAAUACUACUGUCCAAUGAAAUCAGUCCGCCAUUGAUGAUGUGACUUUCAUACAACCUCGCUCGCGCAGACGCAUUCUACAACUCUUCAGAAAGGCGCCUCGUCACUUCAUCAGUUCAGUCCACGAAUGGCGAUGGUGCACAUGUUCUUCCUCCUCCUGAUCCCCUUCCUCUCCGCUGGCAUCAUCCUUCCACUUCCACCCGUCGCUGCCGCCGCCGACGGCGAGCAGUUCGUCUACGCCGGCUUCACCGGCUCGAGCCUCGCCCUCGACGGCGCCGCCACCAUCACGGCGGACGGCCUCGUGGAGCUGACCAACGCCACCACCCACCAGAAGGGCCACGCCUUCCACCCGGCCCCGCUGCGCCUCCGCGGGUCCCCGGACGGCGGCGGCGGCACGGUGCGCUCCUUCUCGGUCGCCUUCGUCUGCGCCAUCGUCUCCAGCUACACGGACUUCAGCACCCACGGCCUGGCCCUCGUCGUCGCGCCCGGCGUCAGGAGCCUGUCGGCCGGGCUCACGGACCAGUACCUGGGCGUCACCAACGCCCAGAACGACGGCCGCGCGGCCAACCACCUGUUCGCCGUCGAGCUGGACACUGUGCAGAACAUCGAGUUCCGCGACAUCAGCGCCAACCACGUCGGCAUCGACAUCAACGGCCUCGCCUCCGUGGCGUCCCACGAGGCUGGCUACUACGACGACGACCGUAACGGCGGCGGAUUCCAUAACGUAAGCCUUAUCAGCCGUGCCGCGAUCCAGGUGUGGGUGGACUACGACAGGGUGACCACCCAGAUCGAUGUCACCAUGGCUCCCCUUGGGAUGGCGAGACCCAGCAAGCCGCUGGUCAGCGCCACCCAGAACCUGUCGACCGUGCUGACGGAGCCGUCGUACAUCGGCUUCUCGUCGUCGACGGGCCCGGUGAACUCCCGGCACUACGUUCUCGGCUGGAGCCUGGGCAUAGACAGGCCUGCCCCGGCCAUUGACGCCGCCAAGCUGCCAAAGCUGCCGCAGCUGGGGUCCAAGCCUCGCUCAAGAGUUCUGGAGAUAACCCUGCCAAUAGCAAGCGCGGUCGUCGUCCUCGCCAUCGGCGCCGCCCUGGUUCUGCUCGUGAGAAGGCGCCUGAGGUACACCGAGGUGCGGGAAGAUUGGGAGAUGGAGUUCGGGCCGCACCGGUUCGCGUACAAAGAUCUGUUCCAUGCCACAGAUGGGUUCAAGGACAAGCACCUGCUUGGCGCAGGAGGCUUCGGCAUGGUGUACAAGGGGGUGCUUCCGGCGUCCGGGGUAGAGAUCGCCGUGAAGAAGGUGUCCCAUGGAUCCAAGCAAGGGGUGAAGGAGUUCGUCGCGGAGAUCGUAAGUAUUGGCCGCAUCAAACACCGUAAUCUUGUGCAGUUACUUGGCUAUUGCCGGCGAAAAGACGAGCUCAUUUUGGUGUACGAUUACAUGCCAAACGGUAGCCUGGACAAGUAUCUAUACGGCCAAGGAGAUGGAGAUGACCUCACCUUGGACUGGGCUCAGAGGCUGCAUGUUAUCAAAGGGGUCGCUUGUGGCUUGCACUACCUGCACGAGAGGUGGGAGAAAGUCGUCGUCCACCGAGACGUCAAGACAAGCAACGUGCUCCUCGACAAGGAAAUGAAUGGACGGCUAGGCGAUUUUGGGCUUGCAAAGCUGUAUGAGCAUGGCACCAACCCACAAACAACACGUGUGGUUGGAACCACGGGGUACCUAGCACCGGAGCUAGUGAGAACGGGGAAAGCCACCCCUCUGACGGACGCUUUCGCCUUCGGAACUUUCAUGCUCGAGGUUGCUUGCGGGCGACGACCAAUCAAGCAAGACGAGCAAGGCAACCAAAUCUUGUUGGCGGACUGGGUACUCGAGCACUUGCAUAGAGAGUCACUCGUCGAGGCAGCGGAUCCAAGGCUGCAACACGAGUACAACUCCGAUGAGGUGUGCCUAAUUCUCAAGAUUGGACUGCUCUGCUCACACCCGUCUCCCUCUGCAAGGCCCACGAUGCAGCAAGUUUUGCACUAUCUUGAUGGAGAAUUGCCACUCCCGGAGAUGACACGCGCAACCUUGAACUUCAAUUUGUUAGCUCUUAAGGAGAGAAAGGAGUUGCAUUCCAUGUCAAGCCCAUUCUCAUCGACCACGAUGACCGUUGGCACCAUAUCUGACCUCUCUGGCGGAAGAUGACACACAUGAUGUUUGAUUUUAAUACUGUAUCAUGUACUUGCUCGAAUUCUUAACACCUUUAAAUAAUAUUACGAUACUUAAAAUAUUAGGUGACAUAUGACAUGAUAAGUGGAUCUUGUUAUACUUAAAAUAUUAGGUGACAUAUGACAUGAUAAGUGGAUCUUGUUAACCGUAUGUAGGGCACCUUAACAAACAUAUUCUGGUUUUGAUAUUAUGUAAAUUCAUUUUCAUUUUUACUAUCACACCAUAGUUCAGAUUUCAAUGAUUGCUUGGAAAUAAGAGGUGGGUAAAUAUUGGCAAA